Molecule: messenger RNA, 8224 nt
Organism: Ahaetulla prasina
Lineage: Eukaryota; Metazoa; Chordata; Lepidosauria; Squamata; Colubridae
Gene: DTNB
Product: dystrobrevin beta
Exons: 17
Coding region: 37-1530 (497 amino acids)
Biological process (GO): synaptic signaling
Cellular component (GO): synapse; plasma membrane
Molecular function (GO): zinc ion binding
Source: RefSeq, a predicted model, not a curated record
GGUCAUGGAAAAUUGACAGUGUUUUCCAUAAAGGCAAUGUUGGCAACUAUGUGUGGUGGAAAAAUUCUGGACAAGUUAAGAUAUAGUUUCUCUCAAAUGUCAGAUUCCAAUGGAAUGAUGAUAUUUUCAAAAUUUGACCAGUUUCUAAGAGAAAUUCUGAAACUUCCUACAGCUGUUUUUGAAGGGCCUUCUUUUGGAUACACAGAAAACUCUGUGCGAACAUGUUUUCCUCAGCAGAAAAAGGUAACAUUAAACAUGUUUUUAGACACCUUAAUGGCUGACCCUCCACCCCAGUGCCUUGUGUGGCUACCUCUGAUGCAUAGACUUGCCCAUGUUGAAAAUGUCUUCCAUCCUGUGGAAUGUUCUUACUGCCGGUGUGAGAGCAUGAUGGGCUUCCGAUACCGAUGCCAGCAGUGCCACAACUAUCAGCUCUGUCAAAACUGUUUUUGGCGUGGCCAUGCAAAUGGCCCUCACAGCAACCAGCAUCAAAUGAAAGAGCAUUCCUCUUGGAAAUCGCCUGCCAAGAAGCUGAGCCAUGCCAUUAGUAAAUCUCUUGGUUGUGUACCCACUAGAGAUCCUCCUCACCCUGUAUAUCCGGAACAGCCAGAGAAGCCCCUUGACCUUGCCCAUAUAGUCCCUUCUCGGCCUCUCGUUAACAUGAAUGAUGCCAUGGUUACCCAUGUGUCCUCCGGAGCCCCCACGCCAACAAAAAGGUUGCAGCAAAGCCUCACCCCCUCCGAUGGGCUCAGUGAUGAGCAUGUGCUGAUAGCAGCCUAUGUGAGCCAGCUACAAAGCAGCACACGUGUCCUGGACAGUCCUAGCAGACUGGAUGAAGAACAUCGGUUAAUUGCUCGGUAUGCUGCGAGGUUAGCUGCUGAAGCUGGAAAUGUGCAGACACGACCACCAAUAGAUCUGGGGUUCAAUUUUGAUGCCAACAAACAGCAAAGGCAACUGAUAGCAGAACUGGAAAACAAGAACAGAGAAAUACUGCAAGAAAUUCAACGCCUCAGACUGGAACAUGAACAGGCUUCCCAGCCAACACCUGAAAAAGCCCAGCAGAAUCCAACUUUACUGGCCGAAUUAAGGCUAUUGCGGCAAAGGAAAGAUGAACUGGAACAACGAAUGUCUGCUCUUCAGGAAAGCCGAAGGGAACUGAUGGUACAACUGGAAGGACUCAUGAAGCUGCUCAAGGAAGAAGAACAAAAACAGGCAGCUCAGGCAGCUGGUUCUCCACAUACUUCCCCUACCCAUGGGGCUGGGCGCUCUAUGCCAAUGCCAGUCAGGUCCACAUCUGCUGGUUCUACCCCAACUCAUGUACCCCAAGAUUCACUUACUGGUGUUGGUGGAGACGUCCAGGAAGCAUUUGCACAAGGAACUCGGCGGAACCUCCGUAACGAUUUGCUGGUAGCAGCUGAUUCAAUUACCAAUACAAUGUCAUAUUUGGUGAAGGAGCUUCAUUCAGGGGGAGAGGAAGGAGGUGAGGAGGAAGAACAGGAGGACAAGAUGCAGAAUGGGAAGGACCGAGGUUAAAUUUAAAAAAUCUGGACCAGACAGAGGUUUAAGUUACAAGGUGUGAGCUCCUAUUCUAAAGAUGUCUCCACAUCCUUCAGAAGAGGCAUGAUCCAACUGACACAUCCACCAUUGUGAAGCUGUGACUAACACAACAAUUGCAGGGGAGCAGUCUUCUUCCAACAGACACAAUGGCUUUUCUGGGGGGAGGGCAGGGCAGGGCAGGGGCAUCUCCUUAAAUUUGCAUGUCCUAUUUCUGUAGGUGUUCAGUGCUAACUGGACAGAGCCUCAUCUCUGUUUCAAUGAGAAAGCUUUUUGAAUAAUGGCUUCUGAAAAUGCAAGCCGCCUUCCUGUGAAUUGUCCCCAUUCUCUACCUGGGCUUCAUUGUUCACACCUUAAUCAUGCUCUGGCAGUUACAUUUGUGAUCUUCAAAUCCCCCAUGAGCAGACUUGCAACCAGCUGAAUUUCUUCACCAAGUAACGGAGAUGAAUGCUGGCUGUGGAUUCUGAUGUGGCGGCAGCCCCUCUUGCCUUUUCAGAAUGCUGUUUUUGUCUGUGAAUGGCAGGUUGCUUGGGUUGUUUGUGAAUGCAUGUCACACAGUGCCGGUGAGACAGAUGGUGGUGCUGCCAGGAGUCAACUGACUUGGGUACCAUUAAAGAUUGCUUAGUGGUAAAUGGAUAGGUCUGGCCCACAAGGUCAGUUCAGCUGGAGAUUUCUCUCUGUCAGUCCUAUCAAAACGAAUGAGAGUACCACUAGAGCAUUAUCACUAUCAUGCCCUGUGCAGCUGGCUUGUUUCAGUGAGGGUGGUAUUGAGUUAUGACUUGGUAGAUUGUGCCCUCAAUUUCACUUAUGAAAUGGGCAUUAAAAUGAGGAUUUUCACUGUGAGCAGUCUAGUGGAUCUUACGCCAGUCCUAAUGUCAGGAGAAGGAUGGGAGAAAAGUCCAGCAUGUGGCAGCUACCUUUAGAGAAUUCUCAGAACAGGUGGCUUUCUGGUUGUAGCCUUAUAUGAUGGCUUAGUGGAAGAAAGCUGUUGGUAAGCAAGUACGGCUAUCACCUAAUGCCCUUUCCAACAUCAAAUGCCAGUCAGUCUGCUGCUCUGGUGGCUGAGAAAACUCUCCUUCCCUUCUAUCCAUAAGUGAUUCCCUUUUUCUUUCAGAUGCUUGCUCUGAGGCAGGGAUCUCCAAUCUUGGCAACUUUUAGCCUGGAGGACUUCAACUCCCAGAAUACCCCAGCCAGCUUAGCUGGCUGGGGAAUUCUGGGAGUUGAAGUCCACCAGGCUUAAAGUUGCCAAGGUUGGGGACCCCUGCUCUGAGGGAAAGGUGGAGUAGCCUUGGAGGGAACUCUGACUGAGCUGGCUGGAUGUAUUGGUUCUCCAGGGAGCAGGCUUACAAUUUCCAUAUUGCCUUUUAGAAGUAAGAGAAAGUCACAAAUAUUCAACUGAUUGUUUUUGAAGAUCUGAAGCUCUAGUUGUAGGACCAAGAGCUAUUUGUACUGUCAUAUAGGACGUUCUACAUCUGUCCUAUUUUGUUGGUUCAGAUAAAUGAAGUGCUGCUUAGUCUUUGUAUUAUAAAUAGUUGCCCGUAGCUAUAAAAAUACAUACAGACAAAUAUCCAAAGCUGGGAUUAUUGUGGCCACAGCAAAACCUACAAUCAGAAAUUGGAGGAUUUUUAACCAUUUUGUUUAACCAUUUUAGCAAUGCAAGGCGUAUCUCAUUGGCACCAGAGGUUCUCCAAUUCAGCGAUCAUAUUUAGGUUCCUCUGUCAUGACUUGACUCCGUCAUAUAUAGUAGAUGAACAGAAAAACUUAGCUAAACCUAGUGGAUGCCAAUAGUGAGCCAUUUACAUAGAGUUGCAAGGAAAACUAUUUAGAAAUCUACAUAGUCACCAAGAAUGGAGUAAAUUCCAGAGGCUGUUUACCUUGUUGAAAGUACAAAAUCAUUACCAUAAUGAUGUCAGAAUCAAAAAUCUGCCUGUAGAUCCUGUUCUGUCUUCUGCCCAAUCCUGAAGUACAUGACAGCAUAUAAUCUUUGCUUAACACAUUAUUUCCAUCUCCUGCCAUACUAGAAACCAUGAGGUCUUGCUGGAUGAGAUGGUUUGCUAGAUUUCACAGUAGGUCUUCUAUGCACGAAGAUGCCAACUUCAGGAGUUAGGAACAGCAGCUUUCAACCAACCUCAAAUUGCCCUGCCUGUCUUUUGCAGCUGAAAAGGCCUGGCAUUUUGAAGCUUCUCUUCCUGCUGUCAGCUACCUCCAGAGACCAACUCUCAUGCAGUUGUAUCUCUGCCCUUUCUUGCAAUCCAGUCCAGGAGGAGAUUGUAACACAAAAGCUCAUUAAGGUAUGAAAUUCCAGGAUCAGCGGUUCAGGCGAUGAUAAGACAAAUGAAAGGUUCCUACCCUUGCACUUGUGUCAGUGCCAUGUGUCUGGAUCACUUCAUCCACAACACAGUGUAUAUGUUUUAGCCUACAGCGUAAUUAGCAUAUGCUUCAUAUUACUGGAAUUGAAGCGCUUCUGGGUAUACUUUAAGGCAGUUUCUAAGCUGUCCUGACAGGCUGAGGUGCAUAGAGGAGCUAAUAACUCAUCCCUCCAUCUGUAUUCCCCAAGAGCCAAGGAAGUACUUCCUUUCUCCAAACUGCUCUUCAUCUGUAACACUUGGGCUUGGGAGAUGGGUAUAUUACUAAGCUGUUGGCCAAAGUUCAACAGCCACAAAGUCCUGAGGGAAGCAGUGUCAAAUUGAACUGGAUUCCUUCUCUUGUACAAUGAAGAAUGCCCCUGAACACACAAAAAGUUCAUCUGAGGAUGCUGCAUGGCUCUGAACACCAUCUCCGACCUAGUUGAAAAGAGAAAUCAUGGGGAAAAAAAUCCAUAUUAUUUGGCAAGAAAGAGACAAAAUAAGAGGUCAGGCUCUUUCUCUGCCAUCCAUUGCUUCUUGUGGUCCGUCAGCAGCCUACAGAGCUGGCAACAGAGUCAGACAGCGAUGGGGCUGAAGUGAAGCCAGGGCCAUCGGGAAGUGAGGUGCGGACUCCAAAGCCUCCAGAGACUGAUAGUAGUGAGGCAGAGGAACAGGAGGAGCCUGUUCCUAAUGUACACAUGAGAAGAGCUGCCAGAAGGCAAGAGCAGCUCAAGCAAAGAGGAUGACUCAGGAGUAGGGCCAAGAGAUGAUUGGCCCCUCCCAUAAGGCUUAAAACAGACCAGCAACAGCGUUUGGGCUUUUCCGGAAAACGUUGGUAGGUUCGUCCUCUUGCAUUUAUUUUUGUAUCUGACUUCUGAACGUUUGCCAAGAAAGGCCUUUGGCAGUUUGCCUAAUUGGACCAAGGUUUAUGAUAGGACUGAGGAAUUUGUGUUGGGAGGAAUUUGCUUUAAUUUAGUUGAACUACGCUGGGAAUGAAAUAAUUCUCAGCUGUUCGAAUAAAGUUUGUUUUUUCACUGACUGAGUUUCCUACUACCUACUUGGGCCUGGGUCACAACAUUGCUAAGGAACAUCUUGGCAAUUAUAUUACUGAAGAUGUGCCCAAGAUGACUGGUUUAGCUAGCUGGUCCCCAGAGAAUUUGGCUUUGCUACUCCAGCUGCCCCAUGCAUGCUUGCCAAACCUUCUGGCUCGCUUUCUUUCUCUAGGUGUGAACUCUUGCAUUUCAGGCAAAACAUUUUUGGCUGCCUGGAUUUGGCAAGGAGAGGAAUCUGUUCCAAAGCAUUUUGCAAUAUGCUUUUCAAUAUGGUGAAUGUGCCUUUGAAAGCCAGGAGACAGGCAGAUCUUCCAACUGCAGUUGGAAAAGACCUGCUCUCAGGGCCUGUGUGCAGGGCUUGGUGCUGUCUAAUAUUUUUGGCUGGAAGACAAAACCCAGUCAUCUGUUCUUCAAAAUGCAUUCAGUUGCUGUUUUCACAAGAGAUCCAAUGAAGUUGAGAACUUAGACUACGUUCACAUGACAUACUAAUCACAAACGGGCUUCGUGAUUAAUUUAUAUCUCAGUGUAUUGUGUGAGCCCAGAAAAAUGGGUAACUGAAUAAACUAUGUUUCUGCUAACCGUGGAUGAAUAUUUUGUAGCCAAAAUGUGUUACUGUAGGGGUGGAAAUUUUUCACCGUAUCAAAAGACAUUUCUUUCGAAUCUUACCUUGUGGUUUUGAAGUAUGUGGCCAAGAAAAACCUACAAUAUAUCGCUAUUGGUUUAUGAGUAGAGUCAGGCAAGAUUGUGAGGCUGGAGUCAGAUCCAAAGAUGGCUUGUGAAUGCGAAAGAACAGAGAGGCAUCCGUCUUUUGUCUACUUGGUGCAGUAUGGCACUAGAAACAGGAAUAAUGCAGGCACUGAGUCACAUGAUAGGAAGAUGGGUCGCAUGUAAAUGUAGUUAAGGUGAGCCUCCUUUUUCAGAAGUCACUGAGUGGUGCUGCUGCUGUUGGGGAAGACCAACAUUUCAGAUCCAUUGUGCACAUCUGGCUCACAAUGCUAAGGCAGUAACUUCUUCACAUGGGUGGCAUCAGUGUGGUAAAAUAAAUUGCCUCCGAAAAGGGAGCAGUAAAGCUUCUCUGAGGUUUCAGCUUGGAUGGCUAGCCUUUAGAACAGAAUUUAGUCUGAUCCCGAUAGAGAAAGGAGAGAGCAGGAGCAGAGGACAAGUGAGGUUUUCAGGAGUCUCUGCUUUCUUGAAUAGCUUUUGUUUAUGUCAUGUUAAUUGGUUUUAGUAUUGGGGUAUUACAGUAUUGGGGGGAGGGGAGAGCACUGAAUGAAGCAAAAGAUAACCAAAAAGAAGGAGUUUCGACCUACUGGACUAGAGCAUUCUAAGAUAUUGUAAAGGUACAAUUACCUGUCCCCACACAAGAGUUUGCAUAGAGAUGUUAAACAUGGAAAAUAGAUAUGUAUUUAAAAUAUUUUAAUAACAAAAUGGGCCAGUUUACACUGUAAGCCGCCCUGAGUCUUCGGAGAAGGGCGGGAUAUAAAUGUAAAUUAAAAAAAAAAGUUUAUCUGCUCUUGUUCACCUUCUCUCUCUCUCUCUCUCUCUCUCCCUUACUCAUUCUCCUUCCCUCCGUCUGUCUGUCUGUCUGAUUCACACACAUACACAAAUGGCAAAGUUUUAUUGCUUUGAUUGGUCCACAAAUAGUCCCUCAAAACCAGCUCCUUGGAGAAGGGAACUGAGAAGAGAAUUUGGUUUUGGUUAUCAGAACUGCAGAACAACCAGGUGUGAAUUCUUGAUGAAUCAUCCUCAUUCCUUUAUGUCCAAGUAAUUUGGUGUGUAGGUAGAGGGCACUUUGGUAGGUAUGAACAAAUGUGAAUGACCAGAAAAGAUGAGCAGAUGCAGCAGGAUUCUGGAAGCAACGGCUUUGAUAGAGCUCUGGGACAGCAUGGGGGCCCAACUGAGGGGCUUUGCUGUUCCUAUUUUCUGGGUGACUUGUCUUGCAGCUAUGGGAGAGGGCAGUGGAUAUGCCAGCCCAGAUUAAAAUAAAACAGACUUCUGGCCUGCCAUAUAGACUCAUAGUUCAGAAAGAUUUUGCUCUGCAUACAGAAAUUAGAUUCCUUUGGGAAAGCUGCUGCUCCUCUUUAGUGUUCUUCAAAAGGACCGAUUCUCUUCCUCAGGACAUUCUGGAAAGGACAGGGAAGAACCUGCAGCUGUUGGCACAUGUCUGGGAAUCAGCAUCAGUAGGCAGGAAUUAAAGAUUUGCUAUGGUCAUACAACAUGCUUAGUUUGAUUACUGAAUUUUUGAUAGUUCACCCAGUCCCAUUUUCUAAGUUCAUUCAGUAUGUUGACCCUAGACUAACACCAUGCUAAACCACGUAAACAAAACUAAAAUAAUGUGGCUUCACAUGUGCAAAUGCAGCUGCUGGGUCUUUGAUCUGGUGUGUGAAUACAGCCAUGAUGUGUCUAGGCAUUCUAAGUGAAGCUGUGAUUGAGAUAAAAUAUGCUAGCAGCUAGACCAAACAGGAGGCAGAACAGAUCCAUGCUUCCACAUGGAAACUAAAGGCAAGCCAGCCAAUAUUCUCCCUGGGAUGCAAAGAAGGUGCUGGAGCAAAGCUUCCCUCCCACCCUUAUUCCUGGAUGCUUUCAAUUGAACAGAAUAGAAUAACAGAGUUGGAAGGGACCUUGGAGAUUUUCUAGUCCAACCCCUUGCUUAGGCAGGAAACCCUACAUCACUUCAGACAAAUUGGUUUGGCCCUUGCUGAUUAUGGCUUGCCAGUUGCCACUGCUACAGUUUGACCACAUUAUCACUGGGGUAGGUAUGAUACUGUACAAAGAUAUGGAAGGCAAGCCAACUAUGCUGACUGUUACCAAGAUGCAGUGGAGGACUGUGUUUCCCUGUUGAGAGAGAAAAAAAGAAGCGGAAUUUCUCUAGAAAUUAUGAUGUGGAGAGCAAGGAAAUUGUGCACUGUGUAUGUGUGAAUGUAUGCAUUUUCCUUUUAAUACAUCCUGGAUCUCAAACAAUACUAGCUCUACAACUGGCAAUUAAUACUUUUUUGUCUACUACGCAGCCCACCAAAAGCUAAGCUUGGUACAGUGAGAACCAAUGUGAGGAUGAAUGUAAUAAGUCCAGUUUACAACUGUUUUCCCACUCGUGCAUGGGUGAAUGUGUAUAUGUGUAUGAGAAUUCCUGAAUGUGUGAAUGCAAAUGUUUUCACUAAAGUUUGUUAAAAAUAUAUGGGAGAUCCUGUACAUGUUGGGAACAAGUCUAAUAGAAAGCUGUAAACUAGAAGCCAUGUUUUCUCAUCUGCCAAAUAUUUAAUAAAUGAGUCCUAUCCA